UAUCAAAAAAAUUUAUCAACAGACUCAAAAAUGGGCCCUAGUUUCUGUCUCAAAAAAAUAAAUUGCGAAAAUGUACGUAUCUUGUGCUCGAAAGUGAAAUUGAAUUAAUAUUCUUUGACGUUUUAUUCCCUUCAACAAUGUCGAACUAUCUGUCUUGAGAUUCGCCGCCAGAAGAAAUGUCUCGUCAACGACUAGCCGAUGAAAAUUCGCUGAGAUUAUUCGAGUUUCUUCAAAAUGAUCUGAAAAAUUUAUCCAUCGAAACGAAGAAGAAGUUUCCCCAUAUCAAAGAAGCAUGCGAAGAAAGCAUUGUGAAAUUGAGAGAUGCGUCGGUCAAUUCGCAAACAUCGAUUUACCACGUAACCAACCAAAUCUUAUAUCCGAUCGUUCAAGGGUGUGAAACCAAGGACCAGAAAAUCAUAAAACUAUGUCUCGGUAUGAUACAAAAAUUAAUCACGCAGCAAGCUGUGGAUCAUAAAGGAGCUAGAUUUAUAACGAAUACGUUAUGGAUGCUGAUGGAAAACGGUACCGAGGAAGUAAAAGUACUCCAAAGUGUUACACUUCUACUUACAACGAAUAGUGUCGUACACGGAGACAUUCUAGCCAAAAACUUGGUGUUAUGUUUUCGUUUAUAUUUUGGAAAAGAUCCGAUAGUCGUGAAUACAGCCGAAGCUACGGUGAAACAUUUAGUAUCAUUGGUAUUCGAUCGUGUUUUAACCGAAGACGAACAGCAUCAGCCCAGUUCGGAUUCUCAAGUCAAUUUGGAAGAGUUAAAAGUUCCUAGUAAUGUGCCACCGAAAACGUUGCGAAGCUGUGCUGCUGACGCUUAUCUCAUGUUUCAAGAUUUGGUUCAGUUGGUGAACUCGGAUCAACCUUAUUGGCUGACUGGAUUGACUGAGAUGUCGAAAACAUUCGGAUUGCAGUUAUUGGAAUCAAUGCUGGUGAAAUUCCCUUCGGUUUUUUUCAACCAUCCCGAAUUCAGUUUCUUACUGAAAGAACGAGUCUGCGCUCUCGUUAUAAAAUUAUUUUCACCUAAUAUCAAAUAUCGAAAUUACGGACCAGCGUUGAACGCACACCAGUCUGGAUCGUUUGAUAAACCAUGUUUUUCAAUAAGUAUCAGGUUGCUGCGUAUAGUUUUAACGCUCGUUGAAAAAUAUCACAAUAUUUUGGUCACCGAAUGUGAAAUAUUCUUAUCACUGAUCGUCAAGUUCGUUGAUCCGGAUAAACCAGCUUGGCAAAGAGCAGCUGCGUUGGAGGUUUUGUUCAAGAUGACCGCACAACCUGAACUAUUACUGUCGUUCUGCGAAUGCUACGAUCUCAAGACUCAUUCCACGAAUAUUUUUCAAGAUAUUGUCAAUUGUUUGGGUGCUUAUGUACAGUCUGUUUUUCUCAAUCCGCAAUUAGCACCUACAGGCCUCUCACAUCACCAAAUCCAUGGCCAGCCUCCAGCUACACUAGGAGGUAUCCCAAUGGGUGCUGGGAUUUCACCUCAGCCAGGUUUCGUUUCACGAGGUGUUUUUCUCCCCAUAUAUGAAACGUUUGUCGUCGGUCAAGCCAAGACAAUAAUCUUGGAGUAUACCGAUAAAGUAGAACCACCUAGUGUACCAAAUGGACACGGUUUGGCAGUAGCUUUUGCAAGUUUCUUAGAAAUAGUACGAUCGCUUUCGACGAUUUUAGAAAAAACACCGUAUUUGCAAAACUUCAAACGAACGCCCGACGAGAAAGAAACAUUACCGUCGAAAGAAACUGAAAACAAUAAUAACUCGAAUAAGUUCCCAGAGAAAGAGAAAAAAUUGUAUUGCCAGUUGAUCAAUUCAAGCUGGUGUGGAAUUCUUUCGGCGCUUGUACCAUUGGUCGAAGGAAGUACGGACGAAUUGAUUACGGAGAAUAUUCUCAAAGCAAUGCAAACAUUGGCAAGUCUAGCUGGCCAUUUAGAGCUGAACACACCUAGAGAUGCGUUCAUAACUGCGAUUUGUAAAGCUUCUUUACCGCCUAAUUAUACGCUUGCGGUUCUCAGUACGUUUGCCCCGGUGCUCGGAAACUCCAAUAGUAAUGGAUUCCCGAUGCAAGAUGGAAAUCCUCAUUAUAGCCUGGGUUCUUAUGGUAAUCACGAAAUGGAUUAUAAACAACAGGUUGUCGCUGUCGGUACCCCAUUGCCUUCGGCUUCGUUACCUCAAGGUGUUCAACAAGGUCCUGUUAUGUUGACAGCUAAAAAUCUUCAAUGUAUGAGAGCUCUGUUGAUUUUUGCCCAUUGCCACGGAUCAAUUUUAGGCUCAUCGUGGCAACUCGUUCUAACAACCAUACAGCAUUUGGUAUGGAUCCUAGGUCUAAAACCAUCUACUGGCGGUAGCCUGAAAGCUGGUCGAUCAUCUACCGAUGCAAAUGCUGUAAUCACCACAGCAGUUAUGGCAGAUUUACCGGUACUUUCGGCGAUGCUGAGUCGUCUGUUUGAAUCGAGUAAAUACCUGGAUGAUGUAGCAUUGCAUCAUUUGAUCGAUGCGCUCUGCAAGCUAUCUCACGAAGCUAUGGAAUUAGCUUAUUGCAAUAGAGAACCGUCUCUAUUUGCGGUAGCUAAGUUGUUAGAGACUGGUUUAGUGAAUUUACCUCGAGUCGACGUGCUUUGGAGACCGCUGACGAAUCAUUUAUUAGAAGUUUGCCAACAUCCGCAUAUUCGAAUGAGAGAAUGGGGAGUUGAAGCUAUUACGUAUUUGGUGAAAUCCGCUUUACAGCACACUUAUCAACCGUGUUUGAGGGAAAAUCAGAAAUUACAAACGCUUCUGUUAUCUCCGAUGGUCGAAUUAUCUUCUGUACCUCACGGUGACGUUAGACAAAGACAGCUGGAAUGCGUUUUGCAUAUUUUACACAAUUCCGGAGAAUUAUUGACUCACGGAUGGCCUUUAAUUUUGAACAUUGUUGGAGCUAUAUCUGAACAGCACAGUGAAAAUCUGAUCAGGAUAGCGUUCCAGUGUUUGCAAUUAAUAGUUACCGAUUUCUUACCCUUGAUGCCAUGGCGCUGUUUACCGUUAUGUUUAGAAACUACAUCGAAAUUCGGAUCUCAACCUCAAGAAUUGAACAUUUCUUUAACAGCGAUCGGUCUUAUGUGGAACAUCGCCGAUUAUUUCUUUCAAAAUCGAGAAAAAUUAUGCCAGUGUUUACAAUCAGAAACACAAAUAUUUCCCGAGUGUCCUGGUAACGCUGAAAUGCCAGCUUUUGAUAAGUUAUGGAUGUGUUUGUAUACGCGUUUGAGUGCUUUGUGCGUUGAUCCAAGACCAGCUGUGAGAAAAUCAGCCGGACAGACUUUAUUUUCGACGAUAUCUGCUCACGGAGGACUUCUCAGUCCGACUACGUGGCAUUCGGUUUUGUGGCAGGUUUUAUUCCCAUUAUUGGAUAAAGUUAGAAGUAUGUCGAGCAAUGCUAGUAAUAAGAAAGUAGACGCCGGAGGCAGCAUAUUAAUUCAUCAUUCCAGAAACACCGCACAAAAGCAAUGGGCUGAGACCCAAGUUUUAACUUUAACCGGAGUAACCAGAGUAUUUAAUACGAAACGACAACUCUUGAAAACGUUGGGUAAUUUUAGCAAAGCUUGGUCGUUGCUUUUGGAAUUCAUCGAAAACGCAGCUCUCAGCGGAAAUAACGAAGUUUCUUUGGCAGCAUUACGUUCGUUCCAAGAGAUGCUAUUUUGCAACGAAAAAAUGGGCGGCGAUGGCGAAAAAGAACCAUUGCCCGCCGACAUAAACCGUAAAGAAAUUUGGGACGCUGCUUGGAAAGUUUGGCUACACAUUGCAAUGGAAAGUUUGAAUAAAUCAAACAUGGAAACCGAUCUGGAUUACCCUCUGCAAUCAUUCUUAGCCGCUUUGAUUCAAAUUUUCCCAUCAGUUUUUCAACACAUACAUUCCAGAUUCACAGUAUCGGAUUUAGAAAAAUUAUGCGGCGUAUUGGAGGCUGCUUCUGACGUACCAAUUUAUGGAGAAAAUUUAUCUUGCUAUUUACCUACCUACGAAACAUCACUGACCCAAUUGCAAGAAGGAAUACUUAAUUGUAUAGAAUUGUUGCAAGAGAAUGCUUUAUCAAGUCCUGAAAAUAUGGAUAAAUUUAUUUGUACCAUUUUCAAAUUAUUAUUAUCGUUGUGCAAAUACGCCUAUAAUCCUCCUUCGGUCGUAUACAUGAAAAGUGCCGAUCAGAAAGAAGCUAUUAUGAUGAAACACGUGCCAUUUGGAGAAAAAGCAAUCACUAUGGUGGUAUCCCUUUAUCAACAAACCUGUAAAGCGCACCCAGUCAUUAAAGGGAAUGUAUUAAAACUCAUCUUAGAAGUCUUGCAUGUUCCUCUGUCUCGCAGACACGACAAGAAAACAUUCAGCACUUGGAAAUUAGUCGUGACGAAUUUCAUGAAUGUUCUCUCCAGUGGCAUACCACUGGCUAGAAAACAUCCUGAAGAUUUUGAAAGCAUGUGGCCUCAAUUAGCCGAUUCGCUAGAUCAAUUAUUAUUCCCUAAAAAAACUACUUCGGUCGACGACUCGGAAUAUUCUAAAGAACAAUUGAUCGAAGACGAAACCGUCGAUUGCCAAAUAAUUAAAUUCCUCAAGAAGGAAAUCCUAUCACAAUCCAGUUCGGUUCCUAAAGAAUUCGUACUAAAAGUAGUAAUUUUACUUAAUAAAGGAUCUAUAUUGUCACCUUCGCACGAUGUUCUAAUCAAACGUGGUAACGAAGAAAACCUGAGGGAAGAAUUCGCUAAAACGUGCUUCGAAACGUUACUGGAGUUUUCCUUAUUGAAUGGACUGAAUGGUAAAGACGCGUUACCAUCGAGUUUAGAAAGUAUCGGUCCUAAUGAAGAAUUAACCGGUCAUUUGGCCGUUACCGCGUUACUAUUUCGGUUCCAAGAAGUUAUUAAACAGUUCAUCAAGGAUGAACAUCGUGCUGGAAAGUGUCCUUUGGCCAGGCACAGACUGUCAGAAAUCUCUUUCGUAUUGAAAGCAAUCGCUACGUUGAUUUCUUCUCUGAAAAAAGCUUCAGAUAAAGUCAGCAUAUCUGUUUGGGAACAAGUGAUUAGCCUAUAUCCGCAUCUGAUUAGCUGUUCGGUUACAAGUUCUAAUCAGAUUUCGGAAUCUUUGCGAGAAGCCCUAUAUCAAUACCACGAUUUAUUAAAACCACCUGCUAACUCACCGGUCACGUCACCUUCUUAAAAUAAUAUACGAAUUGUUAAGUUUAUGGUUGAAUAUUUUUUUUUUUUCGUUCUCUCUUUGUUACCUCGUUGACUGUUUAAAUGUAUGUAUGUACUUGUGAGAUAUUUUAAAAAUAACGUUAUACUUAAAAAGAGUUUUAAAAUCUCUCCUUUGUAACAUGCCUCGAUCGUUAUACGUUAUCACUAUAUUGAUGGAUUUUUAAUUUAUACAUAUUUUGAGUCCAAGAUUUCACUUAUGAACGUUUCCUUCUUCUCUUUAUAUAAAUGCUUGAUUAUUACCUAUAAUUUUUACUAUUUAAAUCUGGUACCUAUUUUUAAAAAUUUUUUAUAUACACCAUUUUUUCCCUCUCUCUUUCUUUUACCUCUAUUGUAUUAUAGAUAAAUAUAAUUUCAUGUGAUAUGUAUAUUAUUUCAUUUUUUAUUUAAGAAUCAAAAUUUCAAAAAGAAAUCCCCCAUAAUCGUGUAAUUUAUCGCAUAUUUUAUUCUAUUCGAACGUAUCUAGGUAAUUAUUAAGGUUGUUCAAAAUCGUAGACUAGACGUCAACAUAUCCAUUACCUAUUUAAAAAAAAUCAUUCGAAUCUCGAAGAUUGUGUAUGUAUUUUCAUUCGGACAAUAUUUAAUUCGUGUGUAAACGAGCUUUUCCCAAUAUUCUUGGGAAUCGAUCUUAACGUAGAAAAAGUUUAGAGAAUUUCGAUUACAAUUUGUUUUAAUUUGCUAGAGCAGCGUUGAUUAGUUUAUUGAUCGCAAUAUUUGUGAACUCAUCUGCGAGAGUUGAAUUUAUUAUUGCAUGUUUUAAAGUAAUAGUAUUGUUUGAAAUAUUUUGAAAUAUAUUUUAAAGCGUCUAAUCGUAUUGCCAAA
Molecule: messenger RNA, 6031 nt
Organism: Planococcus citri (citrus mealybug)
Lineage: Eukaryota; Metazoa; Arthropoda; Insecta; Hemiptera; Pseudococcidae
Gene: mon2
Product: Mon2 homolog, regulator of endosome-to-Golgi trafficking
Exons: 29
Coding region: 177-5174 (1665 amino acids)
Source: RefSeq, a predicted model, not a curated record